Messenger RNA from Porites lobata, 327 nucleotides. Lineage: Eukaryota; Metazoa; Cnidaria; Anthozoa; Scleractinia; Poritidae. The record is from the annotation of a GenBank genome assembly.
AGAAAAAAAGAAAAUCUAGUUGAAAAGCCCGAAGCUCAUGAAAAAGUUUGGGUAUCGAUCGAGGAAUAGAGUAAAUACAGCAAUCUUCAGUACACAGAAGUGUGGAAAAAGUUGAGGUUUACUUCUGUCCAAGAGCUCGAGGAUGGGCGGGCAUCAUGGCAUAGAUCAUGUUAUAAAGAUGCAGUACAUGCUGAGAUGCUUAGCAGAGCAAGAGAAAGGUAUGAGAGGCAGCUCGAAGGCCACAAUGAGUCCAGGCCAAAAUCACGACCAGAUUCAUCAGUAGAAAUGCCUCAACUAACCCGUUCGAAAAACGUCUCCCUACAAUAA